AUGCCCGGCUCCUCUCUCUGGCUCCUCCCCCCACCAACGCACCCUCUCCAUACCCGCCUUAACAGCCUCAUUACCUCCCUUCUACCCACAUACUUACCCCAGGAAUCCUCCUCCUCCCCAGAUGUGGUCCCCCAUUACUUCGCCGCGCACGUAACGCUCACCUCUAACAUCCCGCCGUCCCUCUACGGGAGCGACCCGCAGGGCUGGCUGGAGCGGGCGUUUGCCAUCAAGGCUACCGAACUAGCGAAGGAGGUUUACCCCAGGGUGAGGUUUGAGAAGGUUGAUACGCAGGAUGUGUUCUUUAGGAGGUGUUUUAUUCGGGUCGGCUUUGAGGGAGUUAGGAACCUGGCGGGGUUGGCUAGGGCAGUGGGGGUUCAUGACGAGGGGGACAGUGUGGAGAGGAAUGGGGAGGGGGGAGUCAAGUUUGGGGGAGAGACGGAGAAGUGGUUAGGCGAAUGGAGAGAGGCGUUUGGGCCACAUGUUAGUUUGAUGUACGGCGAUGUCCCCAUUUCCGAGGAGAAUUUGGAGCAAGUUGCCAGGGUCGUUCGCGAAGCAGGCGUCAAGCUGGCUGGUAACCAGGGCAGGACUGAUGGUGACAGGGAAGGCGAAGGUCUAGACGGUUGGGAGGGCGGCGUAGUCUGGCUUGUGCCAACAGACCGCCCGAUUGCAGAGUGGAGGCCCAUCGCGACAUGGACAAUCCCAAGCUAA
Molecule: messenger RNA, 708 nt
Organism: Thermochaetoides thermophila DSM 1495
Lineage: Eukaryota; Fungi; Ascomycota; Sordariomycetes; Sordariales; Chaetomiaceae
Exons: 2
Coding region: 1-708 (235 amino acids)
Biological process (GO): cyclic nucleotide metabolic process
Molecular function (GO): 2',3'-cyclic-nucleotide 3'-phosphodiesterase activity
Source: RefSeq, a predicted model, not a curated record